AUGGCAAACGUGAUCGAGGAUGUUGCUAUCAUUGGCGCGGGCCUUGGUGGGAUGGCUUUAGCUAUCGCCCUCAGUCAAAGAUCCAUCCCGUGUCGGAUCUACGAGAGGAGGAGUGAAAAUUCAGAAACGUUCAACAGCGGGGUGACUUUGGGACCCAAUGGGAGCCGUGUGCUUGAUUCUCUCGGCGUCUUGCAACGCAUUGCACCUCUGAGUUACCAAACGGAAACUCAUACAUUCAAGGAUCCAGACGGCAACACUCUGAACCGCAUCAAUAUCGCCACAAAAGAAAUUUCUGAGUACAAGGGCCAUCGAAUUUACCGCCAGAUCCUGAAACAAGAAUUCGCAGCAGUUCUGAAGGAAUUGAAAAUUCCUGUCGAAUAUGGCGCGAAAUUCGAAAAGGUCGUUGAUGAAUCGGCGGAUGGCAUAGCGUUUCUCAUCAGUGGCCGAGUCGAGCACGCCUCCGUCUUAGUAGGAGCCGAUGGCAUCCACUCCACGGUGCGCAAAUAUCUUACUCCAGCUCUACCCGAAUACGUGGGCCUCGUCUGCAUCUAUGGCCAUUUGCCUACGGAUGAGGUCUCUUGGCUAGCCAAAGAAGCCGAUAAAGCAUGCACGAUCCAAGAUGAACCUGGAGCUCUGUUCAUGAUUCCUGAGGAUCAUGAUGGCUCUGAUUUAAUGGUUGGCCGGCAGUUUCCAUUCCCAGCUCUUGACCGUGCUGGUUGGGAAGCGUUGGCGCAUGAGCCGGACAAACUUUACAAUAUGUUUUGUAAAGACUACGAACAAUGGGGCCCCGCCGGGAGAUCUAUCAUGGACUUGUUGUCAACGAGAAAAGAGGGGCUUCUGCUCUGGCCUUUCCAUCGCAUGCCAAAGUUGUCCAGCUGGGCUUCCUCCGCCGGCCGAGUUAUCAUCAUCGGGGACGCUGCUCACGCACUGCCUCCUUCGUCAGGCCAAGGGGUCAACCAAGCAUUGGAGGACGCCUCCACACUUGCUGGUUUAUUGAAGUCGUUAUCGGGCAAAGCAAAUGCGAACGAAGCUCUACGACUCUGGCACAAACGUCGCCAGGAUCGUAUCGACAUGAUCAUCAAGAUGGCUGAAGAAACAAACGUGAAGAGGUUGCCAAAAGCUGAGAGACUGGCUUUGGAAAAGCGUGGGCCGCAGAGCAAACAGCAGCCGAAGAUCCUGGAGGAUCUUAAAUGGUUGGCUUCACCGGAUAUGGAUGAAGAUACCAUAAAUUAG
Aspergillus terreus NIH2624 is the source of this 1233-nucleotide messenger RNA. RefSeq names its product FAD-dependent oxidoreductase. The transcript has 2 exons. The record is from RefSeq and is a predicted model, not a curated record. NCBI's taxonomy places the organism in Eukaryota, Fungi, Ascomycota, Eurotiomycetes, Eurotiales, Aspergillaceae. The coding region runs from base 1 to 1233 and encodes 410 amino acids. Gene Ontology annotation, molecular function: monooxygenase activity; FAD binding.